GUGGGCCAUGCGUCACCCCUCCGGCUCGUCGCCGAGCUGCCCGGGGGGCCGGGCGAGCCGGCGCCCGACAACGGCACCGAUCAGUGGCUCACCAAGUGGCUCGGGUCCUUGAACGUCACCGUGCCCUCUGCCAACGCCUCGGUCUGGCCCUACGACUUCCGCAUGCAUUCGAUGGUUUGUUUCGGCUUCAGGAUCAAGGGCAUCGAUACCGUAUCGAUCGACGUCGACGUAGUUGCGAUCCAGGCCGAGGGUAUUCACGCGACCUGUCAUUUUCUCUUGGAUUGGUCCUCUCACUGGUCCUGGUCGACGACGUACGACGUCAUCGCCAAGAUCUCCGACGCGAGGCUCGGAAGUCCGAUCCGGGUCAGCUCGACGGUCGCCGUGGUGCCGACUUCGGGGACCAUCUUGUUGCCCGACAAGAUCGAGGCCUACGACUGCGUCAAGAACACUGAGUUUAACAACAUCUCGGUCCGGGUGCGGGGCGGCUCGUUCUCGACCAGCCUCCUCAACAGGGUGCUCAUCCCGACGCUGCGCUCCACCAUCGUGUCCCAGCUCUGCUCCGCCAUGGAGGAGGCCGCCCGCGUCAACGGCACGGGGGCGCUGCGGAGUCUCGGCGACGAGGUCCGCUUCCAGAUGGGGGCCAAGCCGGCGUCGGCGUCGCCACACCUGUCCGAUCCGAAUUCAGACUUAGUCGAUUUGGCGACCAAUCCGGCGAUGAAGCUGAUCAAGCAGAUUACCGUUCACGUCCUCGGCAACGCGUCCAACACACUCAGCCUGAACUCCAUCGCGAGCAGAUUUCUUGGGCCCGAGGGUUAUCUCUCUCUGGGUACGCUCUACAAGCUGCCCGUUUCUGGCAACGUCAACAUUCCGAAUUUGGGGUCCCUCAAUUUCACGCUCCAUGCAGCCGAGGUGAGCGGUCUGAACCGCUGGUCCAGCGUCCUGGUGGAAGCGCCCUCCGCACGGGAGUUGUCGUACAGUCUGGGCCUUCAGGGGUUGGACGCGAACGUGUCCGUCGAGCUCUCCAUCGUGCCCGACCCCGACGGCAUGCUCAGCGGAGAGAGCUUGAACGAGCCCUUCGCCUUGAGGCUCUCGCUGGACGACGUGCGGGUGGAGGGCGGGGCCAGCCUGGAACUCAAUUCGACGCACCUGGGGCUCUUCACCGUGGACCAGGACUGCCGGAGCUCGGCUGCUCCGCCCCCGCGCUGCGCUCGGCGGUGCUCCAGGGGCUGGCGCUGA
Prorocentrum cordatum is the source of this 1236-nucleotide messenger RNA. NCBI's taxonomy places the organism in Eukaryota, Dinophyceae, Prorocentrales, Prorocentraceae. The record is from the annotation of a GenBank genome assembly.